AUGGUACCUGUUCUAGUGGUUUUCUCGCAAAGUCAUGUUGAUUUUAGAAUACCAGAGUUUGAAGCGAUCUGUUCGAUGCUCUCAAUUAGAGUGAAAAACAUGAACUCAAUAAACACAGAGAAUCACAUGUUUGUUCUUCAUUUCGAGAAUCGUCUGGAUGUGACAAAGCUAUUAUCACGUUCUAUUCUGAUUAAGUUCGCCAUCUCGUUAUCUGUAGAAGCACAGUCAUACGAACAACUUUUUCACGAAUUGAAGAAUAAACCAGAAGUGAUAGAAAACUAUGACGUCCCCGAUGAGAGCUUCGCAUUGAGAUUCUUCGCGAUUGGUAGAAAGAAGAAAUUAGAUAGUAUCGAACGGAUCAAGAUGUUUUUAGAAGCUGUUCAGUUCAACCAUGCUCCAAUUUGUCUUAUAUCGCCUGUCAAUGAGUUCUAUUUAGUGGAGGAGUAUGAUCAUCCCACAGACGAAAACCCUCGAAAAAUCUUCUUCGGAAAGUUGUGGGGGGAAGGUCGGAGUGAGCUGAAAACAAAGUAUAACUUGCGAGAAAGAUGCUAUAUUGGUAACACAACGAUGGAUCCAGAGUUGUCGUUCAUUCAAGUUGGUUUUCCAAUGCAUUUGUGUUCUCUAAUCGAGCAUCUUAAGGCUAACUUAGCAAUGGUACAACCUGGAAAUCUUGUCUUCGAUCCUUUUGUAGGAACCGGUGGACUAAUCCUUCCAGCAGCCGAAUUUGGAGGAUAUGUGAUGGGGACUGAAAUCAAUUAUCAGACAGCGAGAGCCAAGGGACGGUCUUCUAGACAAGGAGUUGGAGAGCGACACGAGUCAGAAAGCAUUAGGGCUAACUUUGAACAGUAUUAUACUGAGGCAAGAUUCCAGAACGAUAAGUUAUUAUCUAUUGUGAUUGCUGAUUCGAGCAAGCAUGCGAUCUGGAGUUCAAAUGCAAAGUUUGAUGUCAUUGUAGCAGAUCCACCCUACGGAGUUCGCGAAAAGGCUAGGAAGACUGUGAAAAACAAGAAAUCGGAUGCAAAUGAAGACUAUAUCCAAUAUCAACAAAAAGAAGAUUACGAUUUGGAAGCUGCGUUUUGUGAUCUGCUCAACUUGGCAGCAAUGGCAUUGGUGAUGAACGGACGUGUUUCCUUCUGGUACCCUGUUAUCCUUGAGAAGUACUGCUCUGAAAAUCUGCCGACACAUCCGGCCAUGGAGUUGUUGUCAAACUGUGAGCAACCAUUAACCCGCAAAACAAGUCGUCGGCUUCUCAGCUAUCGGAAGGUGCGCGAACCAAUUGCCAACGAAGAAUGCGAAAUUCGGAAGACCGGAGUUAGCCAUUAUCGGGAUUGCUUGUUCUCUUCGAACAAAAAAGAAAACUGUUAA
Molecule: messenger RNA, 1365 nt
Organism: Caenorhabditis briggsae
Lineage: Eukaryota; Metazoa; Nematoda; Chromadorea; Rhabditida; Rhabditidae
Exons: 7
Coding region: 1-1365 (454 amino acids)
Biological process (GO): methylation
Cellular component (GO): cytoplasm
Molecular function (GO): nucleic acid binding
Source: RefSeq, a predicted model, not a curated record